Trichomonas vaginalis G3 is the source of this 309-nucleotide messenger RNA. RefSeq names its product glycine-rich protein family. Bases 1 to 309 code for a protein of 102 amino acids. The transcript has a single exon. NCBI's taxonomy places the organism in Eukaryota, Parabasalia, Trichomonadida, Trichomonadidae. The record is from RefSeq and is a predicted model, not a curated record.
AUGAUACAUAACUACUUUCCAGGCGGAGGUGGUGGAUUAUACGGAGGAGGUCUUGGAGCAGGUGGUUCUGGUUUUGUUUAUUCUGAGGACAGAUUGACCACUGAAAUUGAUCCUUUGCCUGCAUCAAUUAGAGUUGAAAAUUCUGAAUUAAAAUUUGCAAAUAAUAGAGGUCAUGGCUAUGCUAUCAUUACGUCAUUAUCUCCUUCAGAAUGCAAGUGCGUUCAAAAAUGCUUUUGUUCGAAUGAACGCUUGCUUCUCAGGAAUGUUCAUGCAGUUCCAUUCAUGUAUAGUUAUUUGUUUAAAUCAUAA